AUGUUGUUCAAGGUUGGACUCGCUGCUCUUACCGUCUACGCCCAAACUUCAUCGACCGAGUGCGGCGCCAUCACUCAAGUCUCCGGCAACGUCUCCGAAGAAUGCCAAGACGAUUACUGCUACCGAGUCCAGUUCUCCUGCCCCGCCGGCUCCACGCCCAGCCAUCUGAACACCUUCAAGUGCAAAAAGGGCGUCUGGCAUCCGGCUCUCGGCGCGAACGAGGUCAUCAGCUGCAUCGAAAACGACAUCGACUGUAACUACAACCAGCUUCCUUCUAUAACCGAAGGAGUUGUGGCCAACUGCAACGAUGCGGGAUGCACUUAUUCUUGCGAAAACGGAAUGGAACCGACGACAACUGGAGCUUCCUGCGAUCGACAAUUCGGUCUCUGGAAUCUCACUGGAGCUAACUCUUCUAGAAAAAUUCGAUGCCCAAAGGCUCCAAAGGAGCCAAAGCAUCAAAUGCGAGCUGCCGACAAGUGCGGCGAAUUCACUGGAUUCGAUGAGAAUACAGUCGAAGAAGUCGACUGCGACAAGAAGUACUGUACUUACCAGUGCAAAGAGGGUCUCCAUCACAUCACUUCUUCCAUCGCCAAAUGCACCAACGGCGGCGGCUGGAAACUCGAAGGCAAUGUCCAAUUCAUCAGAUGUUUUGGACUUGAAAACACUUGGCACGAGUCCUGGAAGCGAAAGGAUGGAAUCUACCGACCACCCUUCCAGUGCGAUCCGGAUCGAAUCCGACACGUGACACUUGCCGACUGCGAGAACGAAGACGACGGCGCUGUGACUCAGUGCAACGUCGUUUGCAAGGGAAAAGUUAUUGAUACGACCCGCUGCAUCAACCACCGAGGAAUCUGGUCCGAAGAAUGGUUCGACUGCUAA
Messenger RNA from Oikopleura dioica, 879 nucleotides. The record is from the annotation of a GenBank genome assembly. NCBI's taxonomy places the organism in Eukaryota, Metazoa, Chordata, Appendicularia, Copelata, Oikopleuridae.